CUGUACCUGAAGUCCGGAACACAGCGCAACCGGAAGCUUGUGUUUGCACAAAGCUAAGCUAUCGGUGGCUAGCCAGUUUGCUAUCGUAGUUUGGAUUCUGCUUUAAGCAACGAUCGGUUCUACAAUAACUGAAUUUAUUCUCCAGAGGAAUCCUGCUCUGUCAUCAAAAUGGGGAAGAGACAGCACCAGAAAGAUAAAAUGUACAUCACGUGUACUGAGUACACACAUUUCUACGGUGGGAAAAAAACAGAAAUUCCCCAGGCAAAUUUCAGACGCCUCCCCUUUGACCACUGCAGCCUCUCUCUUCAGCCCUUUGAGUACCCCAUGUGUACAGAAGAAGGAGUGGUGUUCGACCUGCUGAGCAUCGUUCCCUGGAUAAAGAAGUUUGGCACCAACCCCAUUUCUGGAGAGAAGUUGGAGGCGAAGAACCUCAUCAAGCUCAACUUCAGCAAGAACAGUGAAGGGAAAUAUCACUGCCCUGUUCUGUACACCGUCUUCACAAACAACUCCCACAUCAUGGCCAACAGGGUCACAGGAAACGUGUUCUCCCAUGAGGCGAUUGAGCAGCUGAACAUCAAAACCAAGACCUACAGAGAUCUACUGACAGAUGAACCGUUCAGCAGAAAGGAUAUCAUCACACUGCAGGACCCGACUAACCUGGACAAGUUCAACGUCUCCAACUUCUUCCACGUGAAGAACAAUCUGAAAGUGGUGGAUCCAGAUGAGGAGAAGGCCAUGCAGGACCCCUCCUACCACCUGAGGACCACGAACCUGGAGACCCAGGAGACGCUGGCCGAGCUGUACCGGGACUACAAGGGGGACGAGCUGCUGGCCUCCACCAUGAAGGGCCCGGAGAAGAAGAAAACAGACAAGCUCAACGCGGCUCAUUACUCCACAGGCAGAGUUUCGGCAUCCUUCACGUCCACAGCCAUGGCCCCCGAAACCACCCACGAAGCAGACGCCAUUGCAGACGACACUGUGCGGUACGGGUACGUGAAGAAGAAGGGUUAUGUGCGCCUGCACACCAACAAAGGGGACCUGAACCUGGAGCUCUACUGCGACAAGGUCCCCAAGGCUGGCGAGAAUUUUAUUCGGCUCUGCAAGAAGGGGUACUACGAUGACACCAUCUUUCAUAGAUCCAUCCGGAACUUCAUGAUUCAAGGAGGGGACCCUACAGGAACCGGCACAGGGGGCGAGUCCUUUUGGGGGAAGCCCUUUAAGGAUGAGUUUAGGCCCAAUCUGUCCCACACGGGCCGGGGGGUCCUGAGCAUGGCCAACUCCGGGCCCAACACCAACAAGUCUCAGUUCUUCAUCACUUUUCGCUCUUGUCCCUACCUGGACAGGAAGCACACUGUGUUCGGCAGAGUGGUGGGGGGUUUUGAGACGCUCACUGCCAUGGAGAACGUUGAAAGUGAUCCAAAAACAGACCUGCCCAAGGUGAACCAGACCCACUGGACGCUUUGCGUGCGUGUGUGCGUGUGUGUGUGUGCCUGUGUGUGCGUGUGUGUGUGUGUGCAGAUCGCUGCGGAGCGGGCGAAGGAGCUGCAGAAGCAGAAAGAGGAAGAGGAGGCUCAGAGCUCUCAGAGGAAGGUCAAAGAUGAUCAGCCCCCCAAGACCUUCCGGCCCGGUGUGGGCAAGUACAUCAACAGGGCAACAACGAAACGCUCAGCCGUGCAGGAGGAGGCUGGGCCUUCCACCAGCGCCGCCGCCGCCAAGAAGCCCAAGAGCAAGAGUGGCGGCUUUGGCGAUUUCAGCUCCUGGUAAAGCCACGCCCCUCGCCUCAGCCCCGCCCCCCUCACCCUCACCCCGCCUGUACCUGGACUGCUGUGGGCCCUAGUGCAGGCCCAACACUGCGGGGGUGUGAGGCGGAGAGCCGCAGGGGCUGCUGGGUAAUUUCACCAGUCCCAAGAAACCAGGUGAGGUGAAUUACCUGCAUUACCCGAGUAAUCUUUUAACCAAUAAAAAGCAGCAGACCCUGCAGCUUUCAGGACUAAGGUGGGCGGGCCCUGUUAUGAGGUGUCAUAAAGGUUUUAUUACUGAGCACAGUGUUGCCACGGUGAUGUGAUGUCAUACUCAUGAUUAGAGGACUGAAGUCACUCGGGCUGAACCGGGACAUGUACAGGUCUUCUAGGUCUUCACUGUAACAGUAACACUUUUCACCUCCUUAUUACAAACGUACAUUUUCUACUGCAUGACUGAUACAGACAUGUCACCCCAAACUGCGGCUGGAACCCGCGCUUUCUCUGAAACUGUAAAUAAUAAUUCUGGCCAUUUCUUUGUGUGAAGCGUGAUGGUAAAAGUGGGAAGUCUCGCAGUGAGUCCUGCAGCUCUCUUCCGGAACCUUCCUGUAUUUGCCGGUGGAUGGGGGGCUGUGGGCAGGGUGGGGAAAUUAGAGCUGGUGGUAGCAGUAGAUCUCCACACUGCUGUAGGGAGGUGCGGGGGGGUGCUGUAGGGAGGUGGGGGGGGGGGGGCUGUAGGGAGGUGGAGUGCUCUGUAAAAUCCGCUGUUUUGUCCCCUGUGGUGUUUUUUUAUGCCCCUGUGUUUCCCCCUCAGCUGGAGGGUGUAAUAAAAUGAGUUUUUCUUUAACAGGUU
This is a messenger RNA of Anguilla rostrata (American eel), 2592 nucleotides long. RefSeq names its product peptidylprolyl isomerase (cyclophilin)-like 2 (gene ppil2). Lineage: Eukaryota; Metazoa; Chordata; Actinopteri; Anguilliformes; Anguillidae. Gene Ontology annotation, cellular component: catalytic step 2 spliceosome. Gene Ontology annotation, molecular function: peptidyl-prolyl cis-trans isomerase activity; ubiquitin protein ligase activity. Bases 169 to 1764 code for a protein of 531 amino acids. The transcript has 19 exons. Gene Ontology annotation, biological process: protein peptidyl-prolyl isomerization; protein folding; protein polyubiquitination. The record is from RefSeq and is a predicted model, not a curated record.